ACAUACUGGCCAGAGGUUUUGCAACAAUCAUAUCUAUUUAUAUUGGGUGUAAAUUAACCACAUUUAGUUACUACAACUUCCAGAAUUUCGGUGCAAAAGAAGUAAAUUUACCUACCAAAAAUCCAAAAAAAGUAAAUUAAAAAAGCACAAAUGGGGACUGGCACAUCAUGGAGAAUUUGUGAUUUGGUUUUCCAUCCAUUGGCAAUUGCAACACAUUUUGCUAUAAAAUCCAGGAGGGAAGAGAUCUUGGGGGUAUAGCAAUUUGUGACAAUUGCCUCUCAAAACAUGUUUGGAUCAAAGCAAAUCCACCUUGGCUUCAUUGCAUUCACACUGUUUCUUCUGUGCUGGGAUGCAUCACCCACUAGGGCUUCCAAAUUUUCCAAUGAGGAAGAUCCCAUAGAGUUUGCAUACACUGAAGGGGACGAGAGAGGACCAGAACAUUGGGGAGACCUUAAGGAAGAAUGGAGCACAUGUAAGGAUGGAAAACUACAAUCACCUAUAGAUUUGAGGGAUGCCAUUGCAGACAAAGUUAACUCAACUUCGGAUCAUCUUAAAAUCCAUUACAAGCCUACCCAAGCCUUGAUGAAGAACGAAGGCCAUGCUAUUUCGGUUGUGUGGGAGGGUUAUGCCGGAGGAGUCACGAUCAACGGCACAGAAUACUUGCUCCGGCAAUGCCAUUGGCACGCCCCCUCCGAGCACACCAUGAAUGGCAAAACCUAUGAUGUGGAACUGCACAUGGUUCACAAAGACACCAGCAACACUCGUGUAGCUGUGGUUGGAUUCCUCUACAAAAUUGGCAAACCCAAUCCUUUCAUCACACAGGUGCGAAAGGCGAUACGGUCUAUGAUUCAAAAGCCAACGGAGGUCCACCUGGGAGUGGUCGAUCCGAGGAAGAUGAAAAAGGCUCAGAAGGGGAAGCAGGAUGCGGCAAGGAGGAUGAUGAAGAGGAUGAGCUCAAAAUUUUACAGAUACAUGGGAUCGUUCACAACCCCUCCUUGCACCGAAGGAGUUACUUGGACCAUAAACAAACAGGUACAUACAGUUUCACGAUCACAGGUGGCGUUGCUUCAAAAAGCCGUUUACAAGUAUGCAGAGAUGAAUUCAAGACCAGUACAACCUCUAAAUGACCGGGAGGUCAAGCUCCACGGCUCGUCAUUCAGCAAGUGAGACAUGCAUAACUAACAUCUUGGCAAAUUCUAUAUGUACUUCAGAAACUGUGAGUUCAAGACUAUCUCAGAAGGUCUACGUUUGCUUUCGGUUUCUCUCUUCAAUAAAUCUAUAUGUACUUCAGAAGCUGCAUACCUAUUUGUAACUGUAUUACAUAUUUAAUUCAUGAUAGUUUACUAGCAUUUUCCAUUGAUGAAGCCUCAUACAAUGCAUUCCCAUUUCAAAUGCAAAAUGCUUUCCCCUGCCCAUCAGCACACGGAAAUUGGCUCAAAUAUGAGCAAAUUUCCCCCGACUAAACCUACGGCGAAACUUACUGGCCUAAGAACAGAAAGACUGGCCAAACCAUUUUUCCCUGUCACAACUAAA
Messenger RNA from Pyrus x bretschneideri (Chinese white pear), 1533 nucleotides. Its product is annotated as alpha carbonic anhydrase 7. The transcript is spliced from 6 exons. Gene Ontology annotation, molecular function: carbonate dehydratase activity; zinc ion binding. The record is from RefSeq and is a predicted model, not a curated record. The coding region runs from base 286 to 1167 and encodes 293 amino acids. Lineage: Eukaryota; Viridiplantae; Streptophyta; Magnoliopsida; Rosales; Rosaceae.